CCGCGUCUCCCCGCAGGCCCUGGCCGCGGUGUUCCAGAGUCCCGGAUUCCAGACACCAUGGAGCGGCCAGCGCCCCUGGCCGUGCUUCCCUUCUCGGACCCUGCGCACGCCCUAAGCCUACUGCGCGGCCUGAGCCAGCUCCGCGCCGAGCGCAAGUUCCUGGACGUGACCCUGGAGGCCGCGGGCGGGCGCGACUUCCCCGCGCACCGCGCAGUGCUGGCCGCCGCCAGCCCCUACUUCCGCGCCAUGUUCGCCGGGCAGCUGCGCGAGAGCCGCGCCGAGCGGGUGCGCCUGCACGGAGUGCCGCCCGACAUGCUGCAGCUGCUGCUCGACUUUAGCUACACUGGCCGCGUGGCGGUGAGCGGCGACAACGCUGAGCCGCUGCUGCGCGCCGCCGACCUGCUGCAGUUCCCGGCCGUGAAGGAGGCGUGCGGCGCCUUCCUGCAGCAGCAGCUUGACCUGACCAACUGCCUGGACAUGCAGGACUUCGCCGAGGCCUUCAGCUGUGCUGGGCUGGCGAGCGCGGCUCAGCGCUUCAUACUGCGCCACGUGGGCGAGCUGGGCGCAGAGCAGCUGGAGCGGCUGCCGCUAGCGCGCCUGCUGCGCUACCUGCGCGACGACGGGCUAUGCGUGCCCAAAGAGGAGGCCGCCUACCAGCUGGCGCUGCGCUGGGUCCGGGCAGACCCGCCGCGCCGCGCCGCGCACUGGCCGCAGCUGCUGGAGGCCGUGCGCCUGCCCUUCGUGCGCCGAUUCUACCUGCUGGCGCACGUCGAGGCCGAGCCGCUGGUGGCGCGCUGCCCGCCCUGCCUGCGCCUGCUGCGCGAGGCGCGCGACUUCCAGGCGGCUCGCUAUGACCGCCACGACCGCGGGCCCUGCCCCCGCAUGCGCCCGCGCCCCUCUACGGGCCUCGCCGAGAUCCUCGUGCUCGUAGGCGGCUGCGACCAAGACUGUGAUGAGCUGGUCACUGUCGACUGCUACAACCCACAGACGGGUCAGUGGCGCUACCUGGCGGAGUUCCCUGACCACCUGGGCGGGGGCUAUAGCAUCGUGGCGCUGGGCAAUGAUAUCUACGUGACGGGCGGGUCCGAUGGCUCCCGGCUCUAUGACUGCGUGUGGAGAUACAACUCAAGUGUGAAUGAGUGGACAGAGGUGGCGCCCAUGCUGAAAGCCCGCGAGUACCACAGCUCCUCUGUGCUGGACGGACUGCUCUACGUGGUGGCCGCCGACAGCACAGAGCGUUAUGACCACACAACUGACUCCUGGGAGGCUCUGCAGCCCAUGGCCUACCCCAUGGAUAACUGCUCCACCACUGCCUGCCGUGGCCGGCUCUACGCCAUCGGCUCCCUGGCUGGCAAGGAGACCAUGGUGAUGCAGUGCUACAACCCAGACACGGACCUGUGGUCACUGGUGGACUGUGGUCAGCUCCCUCCUUGGUCCUUCGCCCCCAAGACCGUGACUCUGAAUGGACUCAUGUACUUUGUCAGGGAUGACUCUGCCGAGGUGGAUGUGUAUAACCCAGUGAAGAACGAGUGGGACAAGAUCCCGUCUAUGAAUCAGGUACACGUGGGGGGCAGCCUGGCUGUCCUGGGAGGGAAACUUUACGUCUCUGGGGGAUAUGACAAUACAUUUGAACUCUCGGAUGUGGUGGAGGCGUACGACCCAGAGACUCGGGCAUGGAGUGUGGUGGGGAGGCUUCCAGAGCCCACCUUCUGGCACAGCAGCGUCAGCAUCUUCCGCCAGUUCAUGCCACAGACCUUCCCAGGCGGGCGUGGCUUUGAAUUGGACAGUGGCAACAACGACAUAGAUGCAGGCCGCCACCGGCUACCACAGAACCCUGAGGAGCUGCACUAGCCCCGGCCUGGCCCAACAAGGGCCUCAGUGCAGGAGGUGCACCUCCUUCAUAGACAAGCACAGGCUCUGGGAUGGCUGAGCAAGCCCAGGAUCCAUUGCCUACAAGGUUUCUGUGUUUUGGAGCCUGAGUCACAGCUGCUGGGGCCACGGUAGGAUGUGAUGUCCCCCUCGGUUGAGGAGGAGCCACCUCCCUGCUCCUACGUCUUUGGCUCCCAGAGGUCACCCCCACCCUGCCCAGCUUGCUUGUGCAGCACACGCCCUCCCUGCUGCCACCACCUAGACCUACUUGCUCCUACCUUGGGAGAAGAUGAUGACUUGGGGGUGACAAGUGAAGGGGAGGUGUUCUUCCUUGAGGUGCUGAGAAUGGCCUGAGCCUGGAGCACUGGUGAUCAGCAGACAGCUGCAGCAGGGUCCCAAGCCCCAUGUCCAGUCUGGGUGUCCUGGUGUGCCAGCUCCCCAGACGGGGUGCCUUUCCUGGGGGCUCACUCCAGACACCUUAUCGGGGUGUGGGGCUCCCAGAAGCUGAAUACAGGGCGGGGGCCUGAGCAGGACUGUGAAGGGGUCCACUGGGGCCUGCUGAGUUCCUGUCUCCAGAGGACACCCCAGGGCAGUGCUGUCUCCCUUGGCUAGUGUGUCUUCACCUGGCCUGGAGACCUCCCCUGGGCCUUUGUCCCAGGCAGGUGAAGUAGAUGGUGAAAGCCUGAAGCACAGGGUCAUAUAUAGCUCCUUCCUGGGAGGCACUGUUGGGUCUGUCAACUGACACCCGUCCAGCAAACAGCUGCAAAUGCUGAGCCCAAGAGUAGUCGUGUAGCUUCUAAAGGAGGCCCUGGGCAGGGGUGGUUGGUUCUAACAUUUGAAUACUUGCAGUUUGACCCUUAGAAGGAAUGGAGAAAAGGGAGCGAGAAACAGGGUCAGGUUUGUUUGAUUUCCAAGCCCACAAAGUGCUGUCACCAAAGCCUUCUGCAGGAACUCAAGGCCCAGUCCCAGGAGCAGGUAGUAGGAUGUGUCCCAGGGAAAUGCCACAGGUCUGGGACUUACUGGUUUUCUCUUGAAAGCAAGAGGCUUCUGUGGAUUGGGUAGUUUGGGCCCCUCAAGGUCCCCACAGUAAAUGUGCAUGAUUUUGUCCUUGUUUCCCUUUCUAGAGAUUAGGGCAUUUAGGCUGCAUCUCCUCAUUAGAACAAAAGCCACUGAGUUUAUUGAGUUGCCUUUUCUUAGUAAACUUGAAGACCUGUGUUCUCACAAGGAAAAAUAUAGUUUUAGCACCAUUACUUAACAAAUUGCACUUAAACCCAUUACUGGCCAGAUGGCUUGAGUGGUUGCCUUAAUUUCUCCCAGGACACCUGGCAGGGCUGUACAUGAGCCCUGCCUCACCUCCUGAGGGGCCCCAGUACGUUACUGCACACUGGGUCUCAUCUUGUCCCAGAGUCCCUGCUGACAGGUCACAGUCUGUGGUAGCCCUUAUUGGGUUGCUACACAUAGGUCAUGACCACACACCAGCUGUAUGCCAGGCACUGGUGGGAAUGCGGGGGAAAACAGUGGGACAGCAUUGUCCUGGCCUCAGGCCCAGCUGUGGUUCCCAUAGGCUCCAGGGAAACAUGCCUGAGGCUUCUUGGGACCAGGCACCCCUCUAUCCUUGUUUGUUUUAUGCCCAAGGCCUUUUCUCAGGUUCCAAGGUGCAGAGCUGGGCUUGUCCUCUGCUCCCUUAGGGCCUCCUGUUCUGAGUAAGCUCCCCUGCCCUUCCCACCCCCAGGUCCUGGAAUCCCCUCCCACAGCCUCACUUAGUUCCCUAGGAGGCUGCUGAGCCCCCCAGAGGUUGUUGUGGUCUUUUGUCAGCAGUAGACAGCAGCAGGGCAGGGCUUAGGCAUGCAGGACUGAUGGACCCCAGAACUGCACUGUGUGUCAGGAAAAGCAUGCCUUGUCUGGUCAGUGUUGAACACUGUCCUGGUGUCCCAGGGGAGGUUGGGCUGGGAGGCCUUGAUCUGUGUGAGAGUGCCCCUGGUUCUUGCUUGUUUGCUGUUCUGCCUUACUGGGCCAGUGCCAUCUCCUGUCUCUGUACCCCAUACAGAGCCCUCUGGAGCCCCAGCAGGACCCUGUGUCUUUGGGCUGAGAAGACCAUGGAUGUAGGAGAGCGGGUGCCAGCCCCAGCAACAGCAGGUCCCUCCAGCUGGGGACCCAGGAUCAGGCCCCCUGCCCCCUCUUUGCCAUGAGUUCUGGACUGUAGGGUCCACACCACCUACAGGUCAGGCAGGUUUGCUUGAUUUCCAACCCUACAAGUGCUGCCACUUUUUUUUUCCUUUUUUUUUUAAUAAGG
Molecule: messenger RNA, 4162 nt
Organism: Otolemur garnettii (small-eared galago)
Lineage: Eukaryota; Metazoa; Chordata; Mammalia; Primates; Galagidae
Gene: KLHL21
Product: kelch like family member 21
Exons: 4
Coding region: 58-1851 (597 amino acids)
Biological process (GO): protein ubiquitination
Molecular function (GO): protein binding
Source: RefSeq, a predicted model, not a curated record